CUGUCAUCGCCUAAAAAACAUUUUAACUGUCAAAGCAAUCGGAAACAUUGUGAAUGGCUUAUACUUUUUGAAUAUCUAAAAGAUGAAAGUAAGUUUUAAAUAAGUUGUCAAAACGUCGUUUAACACAAAUGUCUUUAUCUCAAAACGCAAAAAGAAAAUGUUACCAUUAUAUAGUUACUUGCUUACCUAUAGCAACAGUUCUACUAGCAAUUUUAACAACAAUUAUAUCUUUUACAGUUGCUAUCAAGUUUGAAAUAAUUGCAGCAGGAUAUCUUCCAUUUAUCAGUGAAAUUGGAAACAACAAACCACAAAGCAGCAUUUUAACAUUUGGACUUUCACUAAGUGCAAUAUUAACUUUUGCAGUUAUCCUCAUACGCUUUCUACAAGUGAAACAUUUUUUUAUCACAAGGCAGUUUGAAAAUAUAUCCUCUUUUGUUGCUGGAGCGUUACUCGUGUUUGGAAAUUUUUUAGUCAUAUCUUUUCAACUUUCAAGUCACACAGUUAUUCAUUAUUUUGGAGCAACGCUUUACUUUCUCGGUACAUUUUUUUACUGUAUUCUACAGACAAAGAUAUCGUAUCACAACGCCAAAAGAUAUUUGUUUUUAACUCGAUUGUGUAUUUCAAUUUCAAUGUUUUUAUUUGGGUUUCUUUUUGCAUUAUUUUUGUUACCUUCUAUGAAAGUUUUGAACGAAAAACACCGUGUUGCAGAAGCUGCAGAAUGGUGUUUUCUUGCAUUACGAAGAAAUAAAAGAGGAAGAUUACGACAUCAUAUUAGAAACAAAUGUUCAAAGUAGCGCACACAUAACCUGUGACAACCCGUACCUAGUUGUCACUUGACGCAGCUUGGUAAAAUAAAAGGAACUUGAGUAUUUAAAAAUAUAUAAUGUUUUGAAGACUUAGUUUUUACUAGAGCAUAUUUAACUAAAAAAUUAUGCAUUUAUAUAUUUUACUUUAAAUAGAGAGUCUUAGUCGCUGUUAUAGUUCAAAAUAAAAAUAAUUUUAAAA
Molecule: messenger RNA, 1005 nt
Organism: Hydra vulgaris (swiftwater hydra)
Lineage: Eukaryota; Metazoa; Cnidaria; Hydrozoa; Anthoathecata; Hydridae
Source: RefSeq, a predicted model, not a curated record